CGUCACGGACAAGAACUGGACACGAGCGAAGAGACAACGAUGGAGACACGAGCAGCUUUGACUAAAGGAACAGUUUAACCACACUGUGAAGCAAAUAUAGAGAGCAAUCUUUUUUCUUUUGAAGCAGUACAAAGACGGAAAUGGAGCAAUCACCGAGCGCAACGAGUCCUCCUCCCAAACCGGCCCAGCACGAGCCCAUCAGUUUCGGUAUAGAUCAGAUCCUGGGAGCAGGGACAGAACCAGAGAGCGCACGCACAGCCGGACGACAGAGCGGUUCGGACUCAAGUAGCGGAGAUGGGUAUUAUAGUUUGGGGAGUCCAACAGGAGCCAGUGCGCCCUCUUACACUGCUCUCUCCAUCUCCCUAUCUGGCAUUAUGCCCCCAGUGGACGCCGCCGGCUCGUACGGAGAAAGUAGGAGUUUAGGGAGCAGAGGGGUUAUUCGGGUUCCGGCACAUAGACCCGUAACGGCUACUGGACCUCCAACCCCCGUGCAGAGCGCAGUUCCCGGGUUCGGAGGGCUCUGUUUCCCAUGGAUUGGGAACAGGUUUGCAAAGGACAGGAUAUCAGCUGCCCUGGUGCCGUUUGCCGUCACGAGGCGAAUAGGACAUCCAUACCAGAACCGAACACCUCCAAAAAGGAAAAAACCACGCACAUCUUUUUCACGUGUACAGAUCUGCGAGCUGGAGAAGCGCUUCCACCGUCAAAAGUAUCUGGCUAGUGCCGAGCGGGCCGCUCUGGCCAAGAGCCUCAAGAUGACUGACGCACAAGUUAAGACCUGGUUUCAGAACCGCAGGACCAAGUGGAGGAGACAGACAGCCGAAGAGCGCGAGGCGGAGCGUCAACAAGCCAAUCGUCUCAUUCUCCAGCUGCAGCAGUCCGCCCUCCAGAAGUCCCUCGGCGAAUCAGCGGUGUCCGAUCCACUGUGCGCCCACAACUCCUCAUUGUACGCGCUGCAGAACCUUCAGCCGUGGGCCGAGGAGAGGGAGUAGACCCUCAAGCAAAUGCACUGAGUCCCAAACUCAUUUUAUUACUUAUGUUGUGGAAGAUUAUGCACUCUUACGCACAGUUACGAGGAUUGCGUCUUCCCGACUUUGAAUGUGGACCUUAAAAUGCGCCCUAAUCCUAAGGAAAGCGUUUAAUCUUGGACAAAAUCCUUUAUCUGGAGCCUGUCACACUUCUCAUAUGUGCCACCUUGUCGUUGUUAUCAGUGUAUAUCUUGUGAAGAAAAUGAAGACUCUUCUGCCUCUAUGGACCCUUAGAAGGAUCGAGAAGCAAUAUCCCACACAUAUUUCUUUUCAUGUCAGUAGUUUACUCUUGGGCAGAUUAGUUUUGUAGGGUUGUUUUGGGAAAAUGGAAGCCCCGAUAAUAACGAGACAAAAUGUUACGUUCAAAAAUGUGUUUUUAAUGAUUUCCACACUUUAUUUUAUUACCAACAAAUGUCUCUGUGCAAUUGCAGAUGAGAAGUACUUCUGAUAAAUGGUCUGCCACUUAGACCCUUUCAGAUUGCAUUUCUGACUCCCUUUGUCCUAUAGCACUGUCGCAAUCAAACUGCUCCCCACUGUGAACUCCAGUUAAAUGAUAAAAAGUCUAGAAAAAUAAUGAAAACGAA
Molecule: messenger RNA, 1609 nt
Organism: Boleophthalmus pectinirostris (great blue-spotted mudskipper)
Lineage: Eukaryota; Metazoa; Chordata; Actinopteri; Gobiiformes; Gobiidae
Product: T-cell leukemia homeobox protein 3-like
Exons: 3
Coding region: 141-989 (282 amino acids)
Biological process (GO): regulation of transcription by RNA polymerase II; animal organ development
Cellular component (GO): nucleus
Molecular function (GO): RNA polymerase II cis-regulatory region sequence-specific DNA binding; DNA-binding transcription factor activity, RNA polymerase II-specific
Source: RefSeq, a predicted model, not a curated record